Actinia tenebrosa (Australian red waratah sea anemone) is the source of this 2381-nucleotide messenger RNA. Its product is annotated as dihydropyrimidinase. The record is from RefSeq and is a predicted model, not a curated record. Gene Ontology annotation, biological process: pyrimidine nucleobase catabolic process. Gene Ontology annotation, cellular component: cytosol; cytoplasm. Lineage: Eukaryota; Metazoa; Cnidaria; Anthozoa; Actiniaria; Actiniidae. Gene Ontology annotation, molecular function: dihydropyrimidinase activity.
CCCAGUGGUCUACACGACCUCGUGAUAACCCAAAUGUAUACGAGACUUUGGCGGGUUUUUGAUCACAGUUGAGCUCACACUCAUCUUCACUUAACUCAGAAAAAAGACUCUAGAAUCCUGUCAAAAUGACUUCUGCGAUGGCACACAAAGACCGCCUCCUCAUCAAGGGAGGAACAAUUGUCAAUGAUGACMAGAUGUUCGAGGCUGAUAUUUACGUAGAAAAUGGAAUUAUCAAGGAGAUUGGCAAGUCCAUUGUUACGCCAGGAGACACCAGGGUAAUCAAUGCAAACAAGAAACUGGUAAUUCCAGGUGGUAUUGAUACACACACUCAUUUUCAGCUUCCCUUUAUGGGCAUGGUCUCUGUUGAUGACUUUUAUAUCGGCACCAGAGCUGCUGUUGCUGGGGGUACAACCAUGAUAAUUGACUUUGUUGCUCCUGCAAAGGGUGAAUCUUUGCUUGAAGCCUAUGACAGAUGGAUGGGCUGGGCAACUGAAAAAGCCUGUUGUGAUUUUGCCUUCCACAUGAUAGUCUCUUGGUGGUCAGAUGAAAUUGCUGAUGAGAUGGGGAUCAUUGUCCGAGAUAAAGGUAUAAACUCCUUCAAAACCUUCAUGGCUUACAAAGGUGUUUUGAUGUUGGAAGAUCACGAGAUGAUUCCUUGCUACAAGAGAUGUAAAGAGAUAGGAGCUCUUGCUAUGGUGCAUGCUGAGAACGGUCACCUUAUUGAUGAGGGAGCAAACGAGAUGAUAAAGUUGGGCAUUACUGGUCCUGAAGGUCAUGAAAUGUGCCGYCCAGAGGAAGUGGAAGCUGAGGCAACUCAAAGAGCAGUCACAAUAGCAAAUAGAGUCAAUUGUCCUCUAUAUGUUGUUCACGUCAUGAGCAAGAGUGCUGCCAGAGUCAUUACAGAAGCUCGACAGAGAGGAAAUGUAGUGUUUGGUGAGCCUAUUGCUGCUGGUCUCGGUACUAAUGGCACAAAUUAUUGGAACACUUGUUGGAGACAUGCCGCAGGUCAUGUGAUGGCACCUCCUCUUCGUCCUGACCCAACCACACCUGACCAUCUCAUGAACUUACUGGCAGAUGAUGAUCUUCAGUGCGUGGGAACUGACAACUGUACCUUCAGUGGUAAACAGAAAGCUAUCGGGAAAGAUGACUUCAGAAAGAUUCCCAAUGGAAUCAAUGGUGUGGAAGAUAGAAUGUCUGUCUUGUGGGAGAAAGGAGUGGAAUCUGGUAAAAUGGAUCCAUGUCGCUUUGUAGCUGUAACUAGCACUACUGCAGCCAAGAUCUUCAACAUUUAUCCACAGAAGGGUCGGAUCGCAGUUGGUUCAGAUGCUGAUAUCGUCGUUUGGGAUCCCGACGCAACACGAGUCAUUUCCGCCAAAACCCAUCACCAGGCUGUUGAUUUCAACAUCUUUGAAGGCAUGAAGUGUCAUGGGGUACCCCUGGUCACCAUCAGCCAAGGACGUGUGGUCUAUGAAAAUGGAGAGCUGAAUGUGGUACGUGGUUCAGGCCGUUUUAUCAAGACGCCUCCCUUCUCAAGCUACGUGUACAACCGUGUACAUGUUAGGGAUAGGAAAUGGGUCCCUCAGAAAGUAGAGCGGGAGCCGUACAAAGGUCCUGUAGAAACGCCUAGUGAAGAAGCCACAGCACGCGUUGUCAGAUCCCCUGCACAAAGGAAAAACCAGGACCAAAACGAACAGAAGAAAUCUGCUCACAGAGAUCUCCACAAAUCAGGAUUUCAACUCUCAGGUGAACAAGUAGAUGAUCAAGUUCCAUACCGUCCAUCUUCUCGCAUUCACAACCCACCUGGUGGCACGUCGUCUCUUUCGUUCAGUUGAACGACAACUCCUCUCCAGCUACCCUUUUACACGCCAAAACAACUAAAUAAUAUGUCCCCGUCCGGGUCGUAUUUGUACUGGAAAGGUUGUUUUUCACGAGAAAAUAAACCUUCAUAUAUGGAACUGUUUUCCUUUUCUCCUUCUUUAACUUUAACAUAGAAAGGCAAAAAUUUGUAGAACCAAAAUGUUUUUUGUAAAAGAAGUUUGAAAGUUUGCAUUUGUCGACAAAAUGGCCGCUAGUUUUUGAUAAAGCGGCCAGGCUACUAAGCAAGAUGGCGUUGGGGAUAUUUUGAUCAAGCUUCUUGUCAAAGGUAUUCUUUCUGGUAAACCAGUGAAUAUAUUUUAAAUAAGGCUAUUUUAGUUUUAACCAAUGUGUGUAGACAAAGAUACAACAGCAGGUAUUGAAUUACUAUUUUUGAUGCUGUGUGUGAAAAAAUGUCAAAAAUACUGCUAUUAAUCUUCGUAGGAGAAGUAAGUUAUUUAGGUAUUCUUCUUAGGGUGAUCCGAAUUGAGCAUAUAAUCGUGACAAUAAAAAGAGUUGUGUGAAAA